CACCUUUCCGUUGAGAAAGCUGGCAACUGACAAUAUCAGUCGGUGCAGGAGGUCGACCAGGACCAUUGUCCAAGACCUGGUCAGUAUGGAGCAUUCCGCUUGCGCAUACCUUUUACAUCUUGGAAUAAAAGAUUCGAAAGUCAAAUCAUCACAUCGUCGCAGCUCGGAGACGUUUUGAGGUCCGAACGAGGUGCAACACAUGCUUAGCAUGGGUCUCACCACCCUCGCAGACUGGCAGAUUGAGCCGACCUGCUGCCCUCUGUCAAAGUCAUCAGUCCGAAGUAAGGCGCGACAAGGUAUAAGAGCACCAGCCAUCCCACCAGACACAAUGUCACUGAAAAAAUCACAACACUCAGUUCUCACUAACAACAACAACCAAGCAACUCAUUCCAAUAGUCUGUAGACAUGGGCUUCUUUUUCAACAAGCCCGACGAUGUCGCAGGGUCGGCGACCACUGCUAUCCUCGUUGGUGCAUUCGUGGCCUUUGGUGGUGUGCUAUUCGGAUAUGACACAGGCACCAUCGGAGGUAUCCUUGCCAUGAAGUACUGGAGAAAACUCUUCUCGACCGGCUACAUCAAUCCCGGAGACAAUUUUCCAGAUGUCACAGCCUCACAGACUUCCGAGAUUGUCUCGAUUCUCUCUGCAGGCACUUUCUUUGGCGCACUUUUUUCGGCCCCACUGGCUGAUAUCAUCGGUCGUCGAUGGGCCAUGAUUUUCAAUUCCGGAGUGUUCACCCUGGGCGUUGUUCUUCAGACGGCUGCAACUGCAAUACCCAUGUUCGUAGCGGGGAGAUUCUUCGCUGGACUUGGAGUCGGUCUCCUUAGUGCCACGAUUCCUUUAUACCAAUCCGAGACGCUACCCAGGUGGAUUAGAGGUACAAUCGUCGGCUGCUAUCAGUGGGCCAUCACUUUUGGUCUGUUGCUCGCCGCAAUCGUCUUGAAUGCCACCAAGAAUCACAACAACACCGGUUGUUACCGAAUUCCUGUUGCCGUCCAAUUCGCCUUCGCCAUCAUCAUGGUCAUUGGGAUGAUCGUACUCCCCGAGACCCCGCGCUUCCUCAUCAAAAAGGGAGAUCUUGAAGCCGCGGCGCGAUCUCUGGGUCGGCUCCGCAAACUGCCUGUCGAUCAUCCUGAACUUCGCGAAGAGCUUGCCGAAAUUGUCGCAAACCACAACUACGAGAUGUCCAUUGGCAGUGCGUCAUACCUGGAGCUCAUCAGGAAUCCCAGUAUUCGAAAGCGACUUUUCACCGGUGCCUCGCUCCAGGCGCUUCAGCAGCUGACUGGUGUAAACUUCAUCUUUUACUACGGUACCUCAUAUUUUACCCACUCCGGGAUCAAGAACCCAUUCGUCAUCAGUAUGAUCACCAGUGUGGUCAAUGUCGUGGGCACCGCACCUGGGCUGCUUCUGGUCGAGAAGUGGGGUCGCCGUCCUCUUCUACUGGCCGGUGCAAUCGGCAUGAGCGUCUGCCAGCUCAUUGUCGCGAGUGUUGGCACGGCCUUGCCAGACAACCAAACCGCCAGCAAGGCGCUCAUUGCCUUUGUCUGCUUCUACAUCGUCUUCUUCGCCUCCACAUGGGGACCUUGUGCGUGGGUGGUCACAGGCGAGAUCUUCCCACUCAAGGCCCGAGCAAAGGGACUCAGUAUCACCACUGCCUCCAACUGGCUUCUCAACUGGGCCAUCGCCUAUGCCACUCCCUACCUCGUCAACGACGGGCCAGGCAAUGCCAACUUGGGGUCAAAGGUCUUUUUCAUCUGGGCUGCCUUUUGCUGCGUCUGUGUCGCCUUUGUCUACUUCUUCAUCUACGAGACAAAGGGCCUAUCGCUCGAGCAGGUGGACGAGCUCUAUGCCAAGGUAGACAAGGCUUGGGAGUCAAAAGGUUUUGUUCCAACCGUGCACUUUGCCGAAUUGGAAUCGGCCAUCGCACAAGAUGGACGCAAGAAAAGCCUGGCUGACCUGGAGCAAGACGUCACUCACAAGCGUGCGUCAAUGGUUGAAUAUUUGGGAGAGAAAUAAUUGCUUAGAUAUCUAUCAUGGCAUGCUUAUCAUUGCGUGGCGGGAAGUGAAUCUACAAAGGCAGAGGAGAGGAGAGGAAAGGGAUGAUCUGUGCAGACUUGGUCCAUACAGAGAGAUGGAAUUAGGCCUCAAAGGGAUGGUACAGUGGUAUAUAUAUUCAUUCCUCUGAGAAGACAUUCGUUUUUGUGCAGGCCAAUGACCCGAGGCAUUGUGGCAAAAGCGAAGGCCAGGGCCGGGGAACUGAAGUCUCCUUGACGGGGCCUUUCCCGGUGGAGCAAUAGACGGCUUUUCCCUUGAGGUUCAUUUGGUUUACAUGUUCCAAUGAUUCAUGAUUACAUGGGCUCGCAGCCAUCGCAGGCCCCGGUCAUUUUCAUGCCGAAGAGGAACUCAAGCUUGUGUUGUCGCAAAACACUAAUUCUCGCCUAAACCAUCGAGUCUCUCCCUAGAGCUAGUGUCUGUUCC
This is a messenger RNA of Exophiala oligosperma, 2475 nucleotides long. RefSeq lists its product as uncharacterized. The record is from RefSeq and is a predicted model, not a curated record. Gene Ontology annotation, molecular function: carbohydrate:proton symporter activity. NCBI's taxonomy places the organism in Eukaryota, Fungi, Ascomycota, Eurotiomycetes, Chaetothyriales, Herpotrichiellaceae. Gene Ontology annotation, biological process: transmembrane transport; carbohydrate transport. Gene Ontology annotation, cellular component: membrane. The coding region runs from base 406 to 2013 and encodes 535 amino acids. The transcript is spliced from 3 exons.